AUGUAUCAAGACAGACGUUCAUCUUUAGGGUCUUCUAAGACAAUUUCAAGCAGACAAGAAACAGAGCAUCACAAACUUUCUCCUGUUUCAAUGUUCAAGAAACCAACUGACGUUUUAACAAAUGGUAAUCAGCAUGUCAAAUCAGACGGGAUAAUUUUAGAUGACGCUAAAGCAGACCUUCUGCAACUUCAGAACUAUCUACGGAAUAUUUCAGACAAACGAAGAACGAAAGUUCCCGAAAAAGUUGUUCAGAAUCCAAACACUCAGACAACUAGGCAAAACGAAGGAGAAACAAGAUCCGAAAAAGUGUUGGAAGAAUUCUUCAAUAAAUUCUUCAAUGCUUCACGUGUUAAAAGAAUGCAGCGCGUCGCCAGGACGUUUUACGACGCACGACGUCACGUCAUCAGAUUCUCGGACUAUGACGUCUUCAUGGAGCAAUGCGAGAAGCGGGACUUCACCAUCAUCAACUCCUCCAGACCCUGUGAUGUUGUCACCACCCCCAUCACGCACUACCGGACCUGCGCAGUGGUGGGGAACAGCGGGAUUCUACUCAACAGCAGCUGCGGGGCUGAGAUCGACGCGCACCAGUUCGUCAUCCGGUCCAACCUCCCUCCGGUUCUCAAGUUUAGCAGGGACGUCGGCAGCAAAACGAACCUGAACUUGAUCAACGGCAUCCGGCUGAUUCAAGUCCACGAACAGCUGCAAUCUCAGGACCCGGCCGUGAGAGAGAACAUGAGGAAACUUCUGGGCGAGUCGCCCGGCAUGAUAUUCAGCUACAUCCUCUACAUGUUCGGGUCUCAGGCGUUCGACAGAAUGCAGUUUGUUGACGAAAUUAUUAGGAAAUUCAACAUUUCGGCUACAGUAGCUUUUCCGCACGAUGUUUAUUUCCCCAGCCUGUUCCGUUGGCUGAACGGUGGUAAAUGGUGGGCCGCCCCGUCCACGGGAAUGAACACCUUCGGUCUGGCCUCCACAUUCUGUGACAGGAUCUCCCUGUACGGCUACUAUCCCAUGAGAACUUACAACAACAGGACAGUUCCCUAUCACUACUAUGACAGACGGAGACCCAGUAAGAGGCACGAGUUUACAGAAGAGUUUGAAAUGCUCCAAACACUUCAGGAGAAAAGACUUGUUCGACAUAUUGUGGGGGCUUGUUCUUUAGUAUGA
Molecule: messenger RNA, 1164 nt
Organism: Branchiostoma belcheri (Belcher's lancelet)
Lineage: Eukaryota; Metazoa; Chordata; Leptocardii; Amphioxiformes; Branchiostomatidae
Product: alpha-2,8-sialyltransferase 8B-like
Exons: 5
Coding region: 1-1164 (387 amino acids)
Biological process (GO): N-glycan processing; oligosaccharide metabolic process
Molecular function (GO): alpha-N-acetylneuraminate alpha-2,8-sialyltransferase activity
Source: RefSeq, a predicted model, not a curated record